This is a messenger RNA of Oppia nitens, 1546 nucleotides long. Its product is annotated as tRNA dimethylallyltransferase-like. The record is from RefSeq and is a predicted model, not a curated record. Gene Ontology annotation, molecular function: tRNA dimethylallyltransferase activity. The transcript has 4 exons. Bases 52 to 1512 code for a protein of 486 amino acids. NCBI's taxonomy places the organism in Eukaryota, Metazoa, Arthropoda, Arachnida, Sarcoptiformes, Oppiidae. Gene Ontology annotation, biological process: tRNA modification. Gene Ontology annotation, cellular component: mitochondrion.
UAAAAAAGAUAUAAAUUGUCGAUUAUUUUUCAAAUAUGUUCAACACAUUAGAUGUAUUUUACCAAACAUUUGCUUCGGUGGUCAACAUUGAGAUCAUCGAUAGUAAGACAAAUGAGCGACAAUAAGAUCCCAUUAGUUGUGAUCAUCGGAGCCACAGGUUGUGCGAAGACUAAGCUAUCGAUUGAUAUUUCAAAACAAAUCAAUGCAGAGAUCAUUAGUGCCGACUCUAUGCAGGUCUACAAAGAUCUCGAUAUAAUCACUAAUAAGGCCACACAUGAAGAGAGAAAACUCGUCAGACAUCACUUGAUUGACUUCUUGGAUCCAUUGAGCCGAUUCUCGGUCGUGGAUUUCCGCAACAAAACUCUUGAAGUGAUCAAUGAUCUCAUGUCCAGAGGAAUUGUUCCCAUAUUAGUUGGUGGCACUAAUUAUUACAUUGAAUCUAUUUUAUGGGAAGUGUUGAUCAGUGGCGAUGAGGAGGAAUCGGAUGAUAAUGAAGUUCCUCUUUUAGAUCGUGAAGUCAUCGAUUGUAAAGACAAUCACCGAAUGAAUGAAAAUGAUUUAACCAAAGACAGCAUAUUAUGUCAUCCGAUAUUUACAUUUGGUUUAAAUGAAGUUUCUAGCGAUAAAUUGCAUCAAAUUCUUGAACAAUUAGAUCCGGUGUCUUCACAAAAAAUUCAUCCAAAUGACAGACGUAAAGUUAUACGAUGUCUUCAAAUAUAUCAGCAAAAGAAAAAAACCAAAAGUGAAUUAAUUAAUGAACAAAUGACAGCUAAUGGAGGAUCACAAUUAGGAGGUCCUCUUAGGUUUAAGAAUUCAGUAAUUCUUUGGGUUGAUUGCGAUAAAUUUGUAUUAAACCAACGAUUAGAUGAAAGAGUGGAUAAAAUGAUUGAAAAAGGACUGAUUGAAGAAUUAUUAGAUUUUCAUCAAAAAUAUAAUAAACAAAGAAUAUCACAGAAUUUAACUCCUGAUUAUUCUCAAGGAAUCUUUCAAUCGAUUGGAUUUAAAGAGUUUCAUAAUUAUCUUCUUCUCACUGAAGAUCAACGAAAGAAUAACCCUUUUUCUAAACAAAUGUUAAAUCAAUCAAUAGAUAACUUAAAAUUAGUGACUAAACGUUAUGUUAAACAUCAGCUAAAAUGGAUUAGAAAUAGAUUUCUCAUAAAUAAUGACAGAGCAGUUCCACCUAUUUAUAGAUUAGAUACAACAUCUUCUGAACUUUGGAACCAAGAAGUAUUAGAGACAUCGAUGGCUAUAGUAAAUGCAUUUAUUAACUCAAAUGAUGUACCAACUCAUAUAACUCGAGUCCCUAAACUUGAAAUCGAUGAAAAUGUGUCCAAAAUAUUUAUCUGUGAUAUUUGCAACAAACGGAUGUCUGGUUUAAUAGCCUAUGAAUUACAUCUCAAAUCUAAAGGACACCAAUAUUUCGUUAGACAUAAGAAACAAAUUCAUAACCAAUUGAUAGCAGUUUUGAAUUCAUACGAAAGUAAAUUUAGAGGCAAUGAAUGCAUUGAUUGAAUAAUUUUUAUUUAUUAAAAAAAUAUUAAAAUAC